This is a messenger RNA of Amblyraja radiata (thorny skate), 1463 nucleotides long. It is a transcript of the gene hmx1, whose product is annotated as H6 family homeobox 1. The transcript has 2 exons. Gene Ontology annotation, biological process: regulation of transcription by RNA polymerase II; negative regulation of DNA-templated transcription. Gene Ontology annotation, cellular component: nucleus. Bases 235 to 1140 code for a protein of 301 amino acids. Gene Ontology annotation, molecular function: RNA polymerase II transcription regulatory region sequence-specific DNA binding; DNA-binding transcription factor activity, RNA polymerase II-specific. The record is from RefSeq and is a predicted model, not a curated record. NCBI's taxonomy places the organism in Eukaryota, Metazoa, Chordata, Chondrichthyes, Rajiformes, Rajidae.
CCUUUCCACUUUCUCCUCGCUGUCUGGCGCCGAGAGAACGAUGUGUUCGUGCUUAUGUUUUUCGGAGGGAGAGCAGUUCGGUCGGCGUUGCUUUUAGGCGCAGGUUUGCUAUGAUCUCUCGAAGAAUCGCCCUCCAGCCAGAAGGAAGGUCCGUCCCCGUCGACUAAUCAAAGAACACAAUUCAAAAGACGAUUGCUCUGAUCUCCACUACCUCCAUUCACUUACGAGGGUAUCAUGCCGGAUAAAGUGACGGAGGGUCAAAGCACGCCGCCCGCCAAGGUGUCCUCGUUUUUUAUCGAGAAUCUACUGCGGAGCAAUGGGAAAGGAAAGCAGACGGGCGGACGGGAGAAGAACGCGGAAGACGUCGGCCCCAGACCAAACUGUUUCCACAACGGGGCUCCUGACAACCAUUACAACCAAGGCUGCUGUCAGAUAUCCGUUCAGGACCUCUGUGUGCACACCUACCCACUCCGAGGAAGCACGUUACAGUGGUAUACACAAGCACGGCCGGCAUGUCCCAGCCCAGACUGUCCGAAACAGAGAUGUCCAAGUUCCGAGGAAGAACAUUGUUUUUCUCUCACACCCAGUGAUCUGGACUCGCCGUCAGUACUGAAUAAAGGAAACGGCCCUAAGGAGAUCUGCAGACAAGAGGAUGGCGAGUUGCGGGAGGAAAAGAGAUCAGAGGCGGAGAGCAACGAGGCGGCGAAAAGCCAAGCGGACGCUGACCAGAAAUCCAGUCGUAAAAAGAAAACGCGCACAGUCUUCAGCAGGAGUCAGGUUUUCCAGCUCGAGUCCACAUUUGACAUGAAACGCUACCUAAGCAGUUCCGAAAGGGCAGGCCUGGCCGCGACGCUUCACCUGACCGAAACUCAGGUCAAAAUAUGGUUUCAAAACCGGAGAAAUAAGUGGAAAAGGCAGUUGGCCGCAGACCUGGACGCGGUCAAUCUUUCUCACAGUGCACAGAGAAUCGUGAGAGUUCCCAUUUUAUAUCACGAAAACUCACCACCUGGCGCCUUAAACUUCAGUAUGCCGCAAGUGUCGCCUCCUCUGAUAAGCUUUUCCAACUCAGUAAGUUAUCCGCUCGCAACAUUCCCUUCUCCUCUGCCUUUCCUAAGAUCACAGAUGAGUGGACUUGUUUAAUACUUCCCUUCGAUCGGAAAACCCGACAUCAAAGCUAAAGACAGUUGCACGAUACAACAACAAAAUAAGCAAAAGACUUGGUCAGCUCCACAGCUUUUUGAUUGCCUCUCACAUUUUUUUAUUGGUACAGAUGUGCAAUAAGUGACUUUUGAGGUGCUAUUACUGCAGGAUCGAAGAGGAAAUUUGUUUUGUACACACACCCGAAGUUAUGACUAUUCGGUGGUUUCCGCAUUCACUGAUUGUAUGGGGUAAUAUUCCACCAUGGCCAUUGAGGCCAACACACACACACACACACACACACACACACACACACACACACACAC